AUGGUACUGAAAGGUUAUCAUAUUUAUAUGGUUUAUAUUGUUCUUCAAGGUUCAUAUGAGGAGCUGUCUGUGAUUCAGAGCCCAUCGAGCAUCACUGUGAAUGAAGGAGAAUCUGAUCAAAUCAGCUGCUGCUGGAGUAAAACAAAAGAAGAAAACAGUGAUUUUAAAGUAGCUUGGUAUAAGGAUAAGAAAAGAAUACCAGUAGAAAAGCGGCUAUAUCAAACGUCCCCAAUGAAAAACUGCUCCUUUCUGAAAAUCACAAAUAUAGUUAAAAAUGACACUGGAGAUUAUGUUUGUAAAGUGAUUCAGGACAUACCAGUUCUGCUAGAAUAUGAGGGACAAAAAACUUACCUGUAUAUCAUUCAGAUUCAGACAACAACUGAAGAUAUUGUUCAUAUGGUUUCCAGCCCCACAACCAAAAAGCCAGGUGUAGUUGAUCAUCCGAAGAGAAAUCCAGAAGAUAAAAACUAUAAUUAUUUGGAUCCUAAGGGUAGUUCGCGGGAGGUUGUGAUCAUUUAUAUUUUCAGAAGUCUGCCCUUCAUCUGUCUGUUGGCGGCGUUCUUUUACCUAAACAGGAACAACAAACUAGUCUCAUCAUCAAGACCAGCAGUUGAGCAUGCUGUAAAGUUGGGAGAAGGACCAGAUGAAGACCUGGAGGUUGGAGAGACACAGAGGAAUGAAACUGAAGAGGUGAAACAGGGUGAGAAUAUUUCAGAACAGGAGAAAGGGAGGGUCAACAAUGAGAAACCUGAAGUUACUGUUGCAACAGAAGAAGAAACAGAUGAAGAAAAACCGACUGCUGUAGUUGUGAGCAUUGAACAAGGUGCAUCUCCAGUGCAUGACAACGAAAACAAGACCAUUUCUGUUCUGAACACUGAUGAAAAGACACUUCAAAGUGUUGAAGAAGGGACUGUUUCUGUGCUGGGCGACUUAGUUUCAGCUCUACGCUCAGAAAUGAAGUGUUCCUCCAGACUCCUGUGUGGACUUCUCAUGUCAUGCCUUUGUUUCACAGCAGUUGAGCAUGCUGUAAAGUUGGGAGAAGGACCAGAUGAAGACCUGGAGGUUGGAGAGACACAGAGGAAUGAAACUGAAGAGGUGAAACAGGGUGAGAAUAUUUCAGAACAGGAGAAAGGGAGGGUCAACAAUGAGAAACCUGAAGUUACUGUUGCAACAGAAGAAGAAACAGAUGAAGAAAAACCGACUGCUGUAGUUGUGAGCAUUGAACAAGGUGCAUCUCCAGUGCAUGACAACGAAAACAAGACCAUUUCUGUUCUGAACACUGAUGAAAAGACACUUCAAAGUGUUGAAGAAGGGACUGUUUCUGUGCUGGGCGACUUAGUUUCAGCUCUACGCUCAGAAAUGAAGUGUUCCUCCAGACUCCUGUGUGGACUUCUCAUGUCAUGCCUUUGUUUCACAGGUUCAUAUGAGGAGCUGUCUGUGAUUCAGAGCCCAUCGAGCAUCACUGUGAAUGAAGGAGAAUCUGAUCAAAUCAGCUGCUGCUGGAGUAAAACAAAAGAAGAAAACAGUGAUUUUAAAGUAGCUUGGUAUAAGGAUAAGAAAAGAAUACCAGUAGAAAAGCGGCUAUAUCAAACGUCCCCAAUGAAAAACUGCUCCUUUCUGAAAAUCACAAAUAUAGUUAAAAAUGACACUGGAGAUUAUGUUUGUAAAGUGAUUCAGGACAUACCAGUUCUGCUAGAAUAUGAAGGACAAAAAACUUACCUGAAUGUCUGUAAAGGUGAACACAGCACUGAGGCAACAACUCAAAGCAGUGCUAGUACAUCUACCCAAAAAACUCAAAUCAAUGGGACUACCGGCCCCCCUUCACCUCCCAUCCUACCUCUAUCUCUGGCUGCUGCCAUUGGCCUGCUGACCCUCUGCUUGGCCUUCAGCGUGUGCAAGAUGAGAAACUCCUGCAAAAAAUCAGCUGCCCGCAGGCAGGCUGAGAGAUUUUCAAGGCAUCGGACUCUGGCACUCUGGGGCCGUUUGAUGGAGCGGGCUGAGGCUGCGGUAAAGGGAAAGAUAGAGGGCGGAAGAGAAAGACUUUUGCCGUCCUCUCCGGAGAAAAAAUGGCAGAAAGAGCCUGCUAAUGAAGCGCUGCGUGCCAUGGUGGCUGACGAGUUAAAGCUACAGUUUGGCGUCCUUCGGGAAAUUUUUAAGAAGGAAUUUCAACCGAUCGCCGAAAGAAUUGGAAUUCUGGAGAAAGAGAAAUUAGACUGA
Molecule: messenger RNA, 2217 nt
Organism: Sinocyclocheilus grahami
Lineage: Eukaryota; Metazoa; Chordata; Actinopteri; Cypriniformes; Cyprinidae
Exons: 13
Coding region: 1-2217 (738 amino acids)
Biological process (GO): B cell receptor signaling pathway; B cell differentiation
Cellular component (GO): external side of plasma membrane; B cell receptor complex
Source: RefSeq, a predicted model, not a curated record